This is a messenger RNA of Penicillium lagena, 1584 nucleotides long. RefSeq names its product putative MFS monosaccharide transporter. Bases 1 to 1584 code for a protein of 527 amino acids. The transcript is spliced from 2 exons. Gene Ontology annotation, molecular function: carbohydrate:proton symporter activity. The record is from RefSeq and is a predicted model, not a curated record. Lineage: Eukaryota; Fungi; Ascomycota; Eurotiomycetes; Eurotiales; Aspergillaceae. Gene Ontology annotation, cellular component: membrane. Gene Ontology annotation, biological process: carbohydrate transport; transmembrane transport.
AUGGCGCCCAAAUAUGCUGGCAUGUCCGGCAGACCCCUGUCGUUGACCAUCUCGACCAUUGCCACGAUGGGCUUCUUGCUCUUCGGCUAUGACCAGGGUGUAAUGUCAGGGAUUAUCAGUUCCAAGGCCUUCGAUAGCGUCUUCACAGCCACCAAGGGCGACCCCACCAUGCAGGCUUUGGUGACUGCCGUCUACGAGUUGGGCUGUCUGUUCGGCGCCAUGUUCGCCUUGUUCACCGGUGACCGGCUGGGCCGACGCUGGAUGAUCAUCUCCGGUGCCACGAUCAUGAUCAUCGGUGUUAUUAUCCAGGUGACCUCCUUCAUCGACCACAUCCCCUUGCUCCAGUUCUUCUUCGGCCGGGUCAUCACCGGCAUCGGGAACGGCAUGAACACCUCCACCAUCCCGACCUACCAGGCGGAGUGCUCCCGCACCAGCAACCGUGGUCUGUUGAUCUGUAUCGAAGGAGGUAUUAUUGCCAUCGGGACGGCGAUCGCGUACUGGAUUGAUUUUGGUGCCUCCUACGGCCCGCCAGCGCUGGUGUGGCGUUUCCCCAUCGCCUUCCAGAUCGUGUUCGGCGUCAUCAUCAUCGUUGGUAUGGCAUUCUUGCCCGACUCCCCCCGUUAUCUCAUCUCCAAGGGCAAGGUCCAUGACGGCGAGUACGUGCUGGCAGCGCUGGCUGGCCUGGAGAUCGAAGAUCACCAGACACAGGUCCAAAAGCAGCUGGUCAUUGAGUCGAUCGAGGCUGCUGGUGUUGCCAAUGGUGCGGGCUACUCGGACCUUUUGACUGGAGGCAAGACGCAGCACUUCCGCCGCAUGAUUAUCGGUUCUUCCUCCCAGAUCGCCCAGCAGCUGUCCGGUUGCAACGCUGUCAUCUACUAUCUGCCCGUGCUGUUGAAGUCGUCCCUGAAGCAGGAUGAAUUUAUGUCCAUGCUGAUCGGUGGGAUCAACAUGAUUGUCUACGCCAUCUUCGCCACGUUUUCCUGGUUCUUCAUCGAGAAGAUUGGCCGCCGCAAGCUGUUCAUCGGGGGUAUGAGUGGUCAGAUGGUGGCGAUGAUUAUCGUGUUCGCCUGCUUGAUUCCCGGAGGGAAGGGCCCGGCCAAGGGCGCCGUGUUCGGCUUGUUCCUAUACAUGGCCUUCUUCGGUGCCGCGAUGCUGCCGCUGCCCUGGCUGUACCCUGCCGAGCUGUCGCCCAUCCGUACUCGAGCCAAGGCCAACGCCGUCUCUACCUGCAGCAACUGGCUUUUCAACUUCACCGUCGUCAUGAUCACUCCGGUCAUGAUUCAGCACAUCUCGUGGGGCACCUAUCUGUUCUUCGCCUGCAUGAAUGCCAUCUUCAUCCCGCCCAUGUACUUUUUCUACCCGGAGACCGCGGGCCGCAGUCUGGAGGAGAUCGAUCUCAUCUUCGCCAAGGGCUACUGUGAAAACAUGAGCUAUGUGCGGGCUUCUCACGAGCUGCCCCGGCUCUCGGACGAUGAGAUUGAGGCCAAGGCGAUCGAGUAUGGCUUCACCGAUAACCGUUCUCGCCGCGAGGAGAAGGAGACUCCUGGAGAGUCCCCCCAGUUUUCGUCGGAGGAGCAGGUUUAA